This is a messenger RNA of Dermacentor albipictus, 2470 nucleotides long. RefSeq names its product membrane-associated tyrosine- and threonine-specific cdc2-inhibitory kinase-like. Lineage: Eukaryota; Metazoa; Arthropoda; Arachnida; Ixodida; Ixodidae. The record is from RefSeq and is a predicted model, not a curated record. Gene Ontology annotation, cellular component: nucleus; cytoplasm. Gene Ontology annotation, biological process: protein phosphorylation; meiotic cell cycle; negative regulation of G2/MI transition of meiotic cell cycle. Gene Ontology annotation, molecular function: ATP binding; protein tyrosine kinase activity.
GUAGGUCGUGGCCGUAGCGAUCCAGUCCGGUUGAGGCCAUGCAUGAUCAUGUGAAUCAUGUGUUCGUUGCGUCGUUGCUUCUGUAUGGUUUCUGCUUACACAAACGAGCGCGUGAGCAUGUGGACCUGCAUUUGCGCUCGGACUGGCACCACGGGCUUGGUGACGAUUCUUGUGUUCAUUUCUUGGGCACCUGCUGCGUAGCGUAGCGUUGCGGUGUCCCAGGUCGUGACAGCUACAAGGCGGAAAGAAAAAAAUGACUGAAACACCGCCGAGACCAGACCCUGUGUUUUUUGAAGACUCGCAGCCACUGUUGACGAAAAAGGAUAGCCAAGCUCGGAGAAGACGCCAGCCACGGCCACCACGAGUGCCAUCCGUGGAUAGAACUAGCUGGCGUUCAGACCUACCUCGGCAUGCUCAGGCAGUCAGCUUUAGCGGUUCUGAAUUCUCGUUUCACAGUCCACACUACAAUGAACAGGCCCCUGUCUCCUAUCUGCACCAGUGCUUCUACGUAGACCAGAAACUGGGGGAAGGCUCUUUCGGAGUGGUGUACAAGGUGCGGUGCCUGGAUGACGGCAGGUGGUACGCGGUCAAGGUGGCCAACCGUCAGUUUCGGGGUCAGCGUGACCGUCGGCUACAGCUGCAGGAGGUGGCUAAGCAUGAGCUGCUGCCGCCGCACCCGCACUGUGUGCGCUUUAUCAAGGCCUGGGAGGAAGACUACCGGUUGUACAUCCAGACGGAGCUGUGUGAGUGCAGCCUGGCUGCCUACACUGAGAAGCACCACAACCUGUCCGAGCAGCUUGUCUGGGAGUUCCUUGUCGACCUACUGCUGGGUGUGAAACACUUGCACGACCAUGACCUGGCCCACCUGGACAUCAAGCCGGAAAACAUCUUCAUCUCCAAGGAUGGCUACUACAAGCUGGGGGACUUCGGCCUCGUCCUCGACCUCAAGCGGGACGACUCCUCAGACCCUCUGGAGGGUGACCCAUGCUACCUUGCACCAGAGCUGAUGGAGGGCCACUUCACGAAGGCAGCCGACAUCUUCAGUCUCGGUAUCACAGUACUCGAGCUGGCCUGUGACCUGGAGCUGCCCAGUCGAGGUGAAAACUGGCACGCUCUGCGAUCAGGAACCCUGCCUCAUUACUUCGCACAGCGUCUUUCACCGCAGCUGCGCAGUGUGAUCCAGCAGAUGAUGCACCCUGAUCCACAGCAGCGCAUCACGGCUGACCAGCUGCUGGCCCUGCCAGACAUCCGCCGGGUCCGCCUUCAGCGUAGGCUUUACGUGGCGCGAAGGAGAGCAGUUGCUUGGGUGCAAGACAUGUUGCUGCUGACCUGGUUCUGGUUGCAGUCAUUCCUCAGGGCAACCUGGAGGUUUCCAAUCUCCUGCAUCAAGCCACUCUUCGCAUCCUCCCAUCCCAGUGUUGCUCGUCGGAUGUCAAACCUGGACACCGACUGUUUUUCAGAUGAUGAAACGUUCGGAGAGUCUCUGAAUCACGAGCUUGGGGAGCACGAAGACUUCUUCGGGGCGAACUUGAGCAGCUUCGAACGCAGCUUCUGUGAUGGUGGCUACUCAUUUGAAAGGUCAACACCGAAGCCACUUCGGCAUAGGCGUGACCAGCGGUUGCACAGUACACCCACGGCCUUGUUGUUCUCCCGACGUUCGAGGUCAAAUUCUACCCCUGCGCCAGUGCCGUUCAAUCUAAGUGUGAACGAUGGAACAAUCAAGAACCUCUUCCCGGCAAACGAAGAAGAGAAGCUUUCCAGUGGCGAGGACUCCUUAUGAAUGUUGCACAAUGUCCUUUUCCUUUUUAAUUACAAACUAGUCAACCCAGUUUUGUAUUUUAGCAUUGUACAUAACGUAAUUGUAGAUUCAUUGUUAUAUAAGCGGCAUAUAUAAAAUGUUAUACAUGUUUUUUAUAACUUUACUUGCGUAUUGAUAGUUGUUGCACUCUCAUUGUGGUUCUGUACAUUGCCACGAGAACACGCAUUUCGCAUCAUGCUCCUACAUGCCGUUAUUUGAAAACUCACUGUCUGUAGACUAUCGACGUAGAAAGUGAGAACGGUGCAUGUUCUUUUAACGUGUUCAAUUUUAUAAUAAAAUGUCUGAUGCAUUGUUUUGUUGUGUUGGAGCAGCAUUUCCUGCUCUAGGUGUUUAUCAUAUCUUAAGCUUUGUUCAUUAUUUUACAUUUUACCUGUCUCUACACUAUUUUAAUUUAAUUGGACAAUCAGAACACUUAAUAAACUGACAUUCAACAAGCACCUGUGCUUAGGUAAAUUUUAGUGUUCUACAGUUCUUGCUGGUUUUUAAAGCUUUUUUUUUUUGUUCAUUGGACACGAGCAUUAUCAAUGGCUAAGAUGCAUUGUUGUCAGUUUUAUUGUGGUUUUAUCUUUGUGCAUGAUUCAGCAUUCUGUGGGAAUACUUUUUUUUUUAAUUGUAUACUCUACCUGGAGUAAUAAAUAAUUGAGCAGCUCA